UCGCGUUUGGUGCAGGCCGCUUAUAAAGUCAGUGUUUUAAAAAAAAGUGACAUCUUUUUUUCGAAUAGUGUUCUUUAUUCGGAUUUUCGCAGUGACCAGUGUUGUGGUUUGCAGUUGGUUUGCGGUUUUUUAAACACAGUACCGGCAUUUAUUUUGAACAAGAUGGCGCGCUGGUGCGCUGUGGCGGCGCUUCUCGCGCUGACAAUCUGCGCGUGCGCAGCGGAAUCACGGUUCCCGGAGGCCUCAUCAGCUCAGCAGCAGGCGGACGCGGAUGAGAUGGUGGCGAACCUGUUGCGUUGGAUUCAGGGGGUCUACCAGCAGAGGAAUAGGAAAGCUCGUCAGUAUUUUGGAGGGAAACCAGAAAAACCAAGACCGUUCGAGCCUGCGUCCUAUCUGCCACCAACCGGGUAUCCACCAUCAGGGUCAAGACCCACACCUUCAUACAGUGAGGGUCCGUCACCCUCGUCUCCGUCGUACCAGCCCAGUCAGCCAUCUCCCACCCCUAGCCAGCCCUACCUUCCACCUAGUCAACCAGAGCAACCGCCAUAUUCACCCAGUCAGCCUUCUUUCACACCAAGUCAACCUUCUUUCACACCAAGUCAACCAGAUUACCAACCCAGUCAACCUGGAUACCAACCGAGUCAGCCCUCAGAGCCCAGUUAUCAACCUAGCCAGCCUACUUCCCCGUCAUAUCAACCUAGUCAACCAUCGCCAAGUGAUGAGACCCCUUCUUAUGUACCACAACCACCAGAAAAGCCUAUUAUACCAGAAAGCUCCCCGUCACCUGUGCCUGAUGCCGAUGAUGACGACCGUCACCCUCCUCAUAUCCACGCGAUCACUGUGGACUGUGGCAAGGAAAUGAUGACCAUCAACAUCGAGUUCAACAAACCUUACAACGGUCUCAUUUACUCCCAAGACCAUUUCAAUGAACCUGCAUGUGUCUACGUCCGCGAGAACUCUAAUCAAGUAAAAUUCUCAUUCACCGUUAGUCUGAACACUUGUGGAACCAGAUUCUUCAGUGAUUUCGAAAACGAAGGUCAAGCGUACUUGGAGAACGUCCUCGUUCUGCAGAAUGAACCAGGCAUUCAAGAAGUGUGGGACCAUAUCCGUAGAGUGAGAUGUUUGUGGGAAGGAAACCUGACUAAGCAGCUGGUGUCUUCCCUCAGCGUAGGAAUGUUGAAUCAGAUUACAAGCAACUUUAGUGGAGACACUGCUAUGGCGCGACUGGACAUCCAAGUCGGAAAGGGACCGUUCGCUCCUGAAGCAAACGGCUUGGUUAAGAUUGGAGAAACCAUGACUUUAGUUGUAACGGUCACAGGCGAUGCUGGCUUCGACAUCUUCGUCAGAGAAUGCGUUGCUCGUGACUCUCAGAGCAAUCACGUCGUUCCGUUGACUGAUAGCAACGGCUGCGUCCUGAAACCUAAACUCUUCGGCGCCUUCCAGAAGACCAGAGAAACAGGGAAUACUGGAGCAUCUGUCAUAGCAUUUGCGUACUUCAACGCGUUCAAAUUCCCCGACGAGAUGGACUUGGUCAUCCAAUGCGACGUGGAGCUGUGCAAGACUGACUGCGAUGCCUGCCCCAACCCUGGAAGCUUAGAGCCUAGAAGAAGAAGACGCGAUCUGAUCCAUAUAGGGAACAGAACUGUUGAGCCUUCCACGACUAUUAGCAAAGGGUUGAGGGUGGUGUUGUCUGAAGAUCUGCCUCCAGAACCAGCAGGGUUCUGCGUGUCACCAUCGGCAGCGUUGUGGGGAAGUGUUCUAGUCUUCCUCGGGUCUCUGCUGACCAGCGUUAGUGUGUCGUUCUGCUGGAUGAGAUCGCAAGGAUCCGUCAAGUUUGCGUAAGCAAUUUGAUUGUGAUGAAAGUGUGAAUGUGUUAGUAUGGACCAUGGACCUAUAAAAAAAGUCGGACGGAUUCUCAUCAACAAAAUACUGUGACAUUAGGAUACACCAGCUUGCCUGUACGUACAGGCCGGCACGCACACAUUCACACCCUGAUACACCACUUCAAGUGCAAACUUCACACAGUUGACACAUUUAAGCAGCGAAAAAACAACACGAAUACGACAUGUCUUGUGUGAUGACAUUGUGUAAAAACCGUUCUGUUCGAACAAACAAAAAUUAAGGAAUCACAUUUCACAGGCAAAAUAAUAAUCCAAUCACUUAUUUCCCGACAUUAAAAUAUUGAAAUUAAUUGAAAUCAAACGUCAUUCACUCGAAAAAAUAAUACGUCAAAGACCAGUGUUCUCAGUUAUUUACGUGGGAAAAUUACUCGAAAUAUGGGAAAUUAAUAAUAAUUUUAGGACUUUUUAGUUAUUUAUUACGCAUAUGGAAAUAAAAUGAUUUAUCAUAAUAAUUGUGUUUUAAUGGGAUAUAUUUUCAUAGGCAAAUUUGAUCCUUCCCAAAAAUGUGGAACUGCGAAAUUCAAAUUUUCUUACAUUGAUUGCAAGUCAGUGUCAGGUUGUAUGUUAAAAAAAAUCUAUCAGAGAUAAUAAUAAUAUAUUAAUGAUGCAUAAGAUUAUGAUUAUAAUGUACACAAGAUUCGUAAUUUGUAACUGCGUGAAUCAUUUUUGAUCAACAUUAUGUAUGUAAUUGUACAUACCCUGACACACUGACUUGCAAACUAUGUAAGAAAAUUUGAACAUUGAAAAUUUGAACAUUGAAAAUUUCGCGCCUACCUCAACGCAUUCACCUUUCAUCCUUUUAAAAUGGCACGGAAUAAUUCUGUCUACAUUCCCAAGAAACAUCUGCCGAUCUAUGUUUUUCUUAAAAUAAAUGGGUAAAAUGUUUUGGCUAACAUGGCAUCCCUAAAUUCACUCACACAAUAGACAAACGCCAAAAUUUUGCGUCACAGUUUUGUUGUAGCGCGAGUUCCGUCCGCCUUUUUUUAUAGGUCCAUGGUAUGGACAAUAAGAUACGCGUCGAGAAGAUAUCUAGGCUGAUGAUUUGUUUUCUCAAAUGCGGUCACUAGCUCAUCGAUGUAUUGAAUGUUAUAUGUCUUGAUUCGAAUGUCACAAUUGAUAUUAAAUUGAUUUUGGACCUUCUAAAGAACUAACUGCAUCUUUAUGUAGUUAUAUGUAAAGGGUAUGAUUGUACAAUAUACGAGUACCUUAAGCUGGAGUAUAUUAAGCUGGUGACAGUAGAAGGACAAGGAGAAUCUCUAUUUGAUAAAAUAUUGUGCUUAAAAUACAGGUUUUGAUGAUUGAUUGCUAGAAAAAAAUGUGAUAAUGUUAUUACCUACAAUGUAAACAUUCUCAUAGGUAAUAUUAAAACCUAUUUAUGAAUGUUAAUGCAAACUAAUAAAUAGUGUGAAUGAACAACGAAUUAACAUGGUAUAAAAAAAUACUAUCUGUAAUUUUUGUAGAUAAAACUUAAAAUACUAACUGCAAACAAAAAUAAUUUAUAUCCUAAGUAUUUCUACCAUUAGACUAACGAUCAACUUAGUUGUAAAGUAUUUAAAUGUUUAAUAUAGAGCAGGAUAGUGUUUUUAUCAUUCAUUUAGAGAUUUAUAUAAAUUCUGCUAUUAAUGAAAUAUUUUCUGUAAAUAUUAGUUAAGUUCGACUUAUUGUUAAUUAAUAAACGGUUGUGAACCUGAA
Molecule: messenger RNA, 3593 nt
Organism: Ostrinia nubilalis (European corn borer)
Lineage: Eukaryota; Metazoa; Arthropoda; Insecta; Lepidoptera; Crambidae
Exons: 4
Coding region: 163-1842 (559 amino acids)
Source: RefSeq, a predicted model, not a curated record